AUGGAGCUGCUAGGAGUCACUACCCUUGUUCUUGUGGUUUCUGUGAUUUGCCUUAGUUUCCUUUCAGUGUGGACAAAAACACGCCCUGGAGGAAGACUGCCUCCUGGCCCAACUCCACUUCCCGUUAUUGGGAAUAUACUGCAGUUAAACUUCAAGGAUGUGCCUGCAUCUCUUUCCAAGCUGGCCAAAGACUAUGGGCCUAUUUACACUCUGUACUUUGGAUCCUGGCCUACUGUGGUCCUACAUGGAUAUGACGUGGUGAAGGAAGCUCUACUCAAUCAAGGUGAUGAAUUCCUUGGGAGAGGACCUUUUCCCAUCAUUGAAGAUAGCCUGAAAGGAAGUGGACUGGUUUUCACUAAUGGAGAGACGUGGAAGGUCCUGCGACGCUUCUCCCUCAUGACGCUGAAGAACUUUGGGAUGGGGAAGAGAAGCCUGGAAGAAAGGGUGCAGGAGGAAGCCCAGUGCCUCGUGGAGGAAUUACAGAAAAUGGAAGCUGGGCCCUUUGACCCCACCUUUAUCCUGGCCUGUGCUCCCUGCAACGUGAUCUGUUCCAUCCUCUUCAACGAGCGCUUCCCGUACAGGAGCAAAACGAUCCUCAACCUCAUGGACCUUUUAAAUAAGAAUUUUCACCAAGUAAACUCUGUAUGGUGCCAGAUGUACAAUCUAUGGCCAACAUUUAUGAAGUAUGUCCCUGGAAAGCAUAAAGAAGUCCCCCAAAGAAUCAAUGAUAUUAAUAACUUCAUUCUGGAAAAAAUAAAGGAACAUCAGGAGUCCCUGGAUCCUGCUAACCCUCGGGACUACAUUGACUGUUUCCUCAGCAAGAUUGAGGAGGAGAAACACAACCCGAAAUCUGAAUUUGAUCUGAAGAACUUAAUAGCCUCUGGGGCCAGCUUGUUUACAGCAGGCACCGAGACAACCAGUAUCACCCUGCGAUUCGGGAUUCUGCUCCUGCUGAAGUACCCAGAGGUGCAAGCCAAAAUUCAUGAAGAAAUUGAUCAUGUGAUUGGACGUCACCAGCCCCCCAGCAUGAAGGACAAAAUGAAGCUGCCCUACACCAAUGCUGUGUUGCAUGAGAUUCAAAGAUACACCACUCUCCUUCCUUCUAGUCUGCCCCAUGCUGUGGUCAAGGACACAAAAUUCAGAGACUAUAUCAUCCCCAAGGGCACUGUUGUACUCCCACUACUGUCUUCCAUCUUGUUGGAUCAUAAGGAGUUUCCCAACCCAGAGACAUUUGACCCGGGACACUUUCUGGAUAAAAAUGGAUGCUUCAAGAAAACAGACUACUUUGUUCCUUUCUCCCUCGGGAAGCGGUCCUGUAUGGGCGAGAGUCUGGCCAUUAUGGAGCUGUUCCUUUUCCUCACCACCAUUCUGCAAAAGUUCUCCCUAAAGUCUCCUGUCGAGCCCAGGGACCUAGAUAUCAAGCCAGCAGCUACGGGGCUCAUCAACAUCCCACCACCUUAUAAGCUCUGUCUCAUUCCCAGAUAA
This is a messenger RNA of Cricetulus griseus (Chinese hamster), 1485 nucleotides long. NCBI's taxonomy places the organism in Eukaryota, Metazoa, Chordata, Mammalia, Rodentia, Cricetidae. The record is from RefSeq and is a predicted model, not a curated record.